AAUAUUAAUUGAAGAAAAUCUCGAUCGUGAUGGUUAAAGCACAUUAGCAAGUAUAUAAAUAAAUGAAUCCAUUAAACUCGCUCAGUCGUUUUUAAACUCAAGUUAAUAAUGCAUAUUAUAUUUGUGGUUUUGUCCACGACCUUGAUUUACGGUGUCAUAGAUGUUCAUGGAUAUCGCAACUUGGACACCCUGGGAGAGGAAAUUUCCGCCAGUGUUCAGCGCCAAUUGCAACCGUUGGAGAAUUUGGGCGAAAGAAUAAACCAAAAUGUCCAGGCACAAAUGGCAAGGGUAAAUCAAGAUGUCUAUGCACAAAUGGCACCUUUGCAGAACCUUGGUCCGAGAAUAUCCGCUUCAGUUAAGUCAUCCCUCUCGGGAUUGGACAACUUAGGUGAACAAAUACAGCAAUCGGUCUAUCAAAAUCUGGAACCAGUACGAGCGUUGGAGUUUAUAUUUAAAAUGCAAGAUGGCGUUGGAGGAACUACUGUUGCUACAUAUAGCCCCAAUGGAAAAACUGUUGUAAUCAAAAACAAGCAACGAUAUAUCUGUAAAGGAGAACUAUCAAACAAAACAGGCAAAUGCUCAGGAGACCUAACACCCUUCGUACAAAAUGACAAAAGCGACUUUUGUUAUGCAAGUGGUGGUCACACUGUAAUAAAUAACAUUAUAUGCCUUGCAAAUGGCCCCACGUCAGUGAGCAUGAUCAACAACCAAUUCAGCUGUAGAAGUGUUGAUGGCAGUCCUGUUUUGGUCCUUAAUCUGGAAGAAUACAACAGACUAUGUAGCGGUCUAGCUAGAGGAGUAAAGUAUACGUACUAUUCCGAUUUGAAUGAUCCAAGACAUGUUCAAAUACCACACCCAAAUAAGUCCGUUAAGUGUGAGAAUAAUGAGCCUGGUGUUUGCGUGUUUCGGAAGGAUUUGACUUACUUUUUUUAGGAACGUUUAAGAAUAUAUUUAACCUUUAUAUUAACCAUAUUAGAUGUAGUUUAGGAUUACAUUAAAAUGCUUUUUUUAGU
Molecule: messenger RNA, 1013 nt
Organism: Brassicogethes aeneus
Lineage: Eukaryota; Metazoa; Arthropoda; Insecta; Coleoptera; Nitidulidae
Source: the annotation of a GenBank genome assembly